AUGGCAGGUCUAGAGGACGUAGAUGCGGGUGGAGCUCAAUCUAAAACAGCUUACGCGCCAUUCUCCGUCAGUGUCCAUCAUAGAACAGUGUUCAAUUCACCAGGAACUCUUCCCACAUCGAUUCGGUUUCAAACAAAGAUGUCAUCAGAGAACAUUGACAAUAUGAACGACACAGGAGCUCGAGGAUCACUAAACGGCGUCGAGGAGCUGGUCACAUUCCUCGGUUGCGCAUCAUCCAAUGAUCGAUCUGCUUUCUCGAAAAGAGCUAAUAUCAUUUUUGAAUGCAGAACCUGCUUCACUUUGUUCCGCAAGGCCGACGGCUUUAUGCGACAUGUGACUCGUUGUGAUAGCAGUCGUGGCACUGAUGCCGAGUCGGAGCCUGAGCGUCGAACCUUGUAUGUAUCGCCAGCUCCUGUAGUCCCAUCGGCGGGUAGAGUAUCUCGUGUAGUACCGCUGAAAAAACCGAUCGCAACUGGAGCGGCAUACUUGCAUAGUACUCCGCCAGCUCCUGUGCUUCAGCAGGAAGCCGUUAUCAAACAGCCUCCAGUCAAACCGAGAGGUCGCCCACCCAAAGCAGAGAAAAUGAAUGUGGCUAAGCUUCCUGUGAAGAAAGAAGACGAUGUUUUUGUGAGUCCUAGUGAUUGCAGUACAGCAGAUCCGAAGUUAGAAAAAAUGAGUUAUGCAUUUGUUCCCCGUGAUCCCGUGUUGCAGCCCACUCCAACUCCGCCGACAGUUGUAAUGGCUACUGGUAAUGGAACUCUGAUCUCUCCUUCGCGCGCACCAAAACGAGCUUAUAACCGCAAGGUCACUCCUGUGCUGACACCCCAAAAGAUUCAAAAGACUGACAACAAUGAUGGUGGGGAAGAAGCUAUUAGCGUAUCCUCGAAGUCUGCAAAGUCCGAUGAUCCUGAUCUCAGCGCUGAAAUUCGCCCAUCGCGUAUGCGUAAAACACCCAAAUGGCUUGAAGACAGCGCCUUCGUCGUUUAA
Messenger RNA from Haemonchus placei, 987 nucleotides. The record is from the annotation of a GenBank genome assembly. Lineage: Eukaryota; Metazoa; Nematoda; Chromadorea; Rhabditida; Trichostrongylidae.